Molecule: messenger RNA, 2188 nt
Organism: Salvia miltiorrhiza (redroot sage)
Lineage: Eukaryota; Viridiplantae; Streptophyta; Magnoliopsida; Lamiales; Lamiaceae
Product: cell wall integrity protein scw1
Exons: 9
Coding region: 191-1210 (339 amino acids)
Molecular function (GO): mRNA binding
Source: RefSeq, a predicted model, not a curated record
GAGAAAUAAUUUUGCUCCUUUUCAAUCGAGAAACAGAAACCCUUCUACAGUUCUUACCCAUUUAAUUCCUUUCCUCCCUAAAAAUUUCAAUCUUGCAAAUAUUUGCAACUCCAAAUCUUCAAAUUUGUGCAAAUCCUAGCAAGAAUCUGAGAACAACAAAAGAAUUCCACAAUCAAAUCGAUCUGCCGAAAUGGCGGGUACCGGAAUUCACCCCUACCACCAGCAAUGGCCGCCCGUUCCCGCCCCUCCUCCGGCCUCCGCCACCGCGCCGCCGCCCCCUCCUCCCCAUCCCCACCCCCAUCCGCACCCGCACCCUCACCAGCCGCCGGUUCCUAUAGACAAUUCCGCCUCCCGCCCUUCUAACGACGAGGUGCGUACGAUAUUUAUUUCGGGUUUGCCAGAGGAUGUGAAGGAGAGGGAGCUGCAGAAUUUGCUGCGGUGGCUGCCGGGGUACGAGGCGUCGCAGGUGAACUUCAAAGGCGAGCAUCCGAUGGGCUUCGCGCUGUUCGCCACCGCGCAGCACGCCAUUGCUGCCAAGGAUGCACUUCAGGAUAUGGUGUUUGAUGCGGAGUCGAAGUCUCUCUUGCACACUGAGAUGGCAAAGAAGAAUCUCUUUGUGAAAAGGGGGAUAGUGGCGGAUUCCAAUGUUUAUGACCAGAGUAAACGCAUGCGAAUAGGUGGUGAUUAUACACACACUGCUUAUUCAACGUCUCCUUUUCAUCCUCCCCCGGCAGCUGUUUGGGGACCACAUGGGUAUAUGUCCCCAGCUCCGCCCCAUUAUGAUCCAUAUGCAGGUUAUGCUGUUCCUCCCGUGCCAAUGCCUGCUCCAGCUCCGGUACCUGCACCUAGCAGUUAUGUACCUGUCCAGAAUAACAAAGACAACCCUCCUUGCAAUACCCUUUUCAUUGGCAAUCUUGGUGAGAGUAUUAAUGAAGAGGAGCUCCGUGGCCUCUUUAGCGUCCAACCUGGUUACAAGCAGAUGAAAGUAUUACGACAAGAAAGGCAUACUGUGUGCUUCAUUGAAUUUGAAGAUGUAAACAGUGCCACCAAUGUGCACCACACCUUGCAGGGUGCUGUUAUACCCAGUUCUGGUGCUGUUGGCAUGCGUAUUCAAUAUUCGAAAAACCCAUUUGGGAGAAGGAAGGACUCGGUCUACCAAGGUCCGCCCCAAAAUGUGAACGGAGUUCCUCCUGCAAUUACCUACCAGUAGCUUGAAGGGGAUGUAUCUCGUUUCUUAAGCCCUGACAAAUGAAAGCACUGCACGAAUAGGAUGCAUCAUGAAGCUGUUGCACGCAUCCCAUUCAUCAUCUCAUCAACAUCAGCAUCCCUUCAUAUAUAUAUAUAUACAUAUAUAUGUGAAUGCACUCCGUGGAAAACAUUUUGUCGGUCCAUUUAUAAUCUAGAUACGCAGGACAUGCAUUCGAGGCUGUGCUAUCUCUGAAGUUAUAUGUUGACCUGUUGUGAUCUAUUACAUGUUAUCCAGGAUUGCAUGGUUUUGCGAACAUGUGAAAUCUACGUGCGUUUUGUCUGAAAUCUGAUGCAUUUUUAAUCCAUUGAAGCAAAGUGGUGUAUGUCAUGAUCAUCUUUAUUCAUCAUUCGAGAUCCCAGGAACCCUCACAAGUAGUAGAUAGCUCCACUCCAUUCAACUUAGUAAAACCAUCACAUUCCUCAUCAGGCAUCCAUCAUUUGGAAUUUGAACCCAUGAACCUCGACAUCCAUGAUCUACCAACAUAGCAUUGCCGUCUGUUGGAAAAUCUAAUGGUAUUAUGCAGGUUGACAAAGAUGGCUGAGUUCUUCCUAAUCUGCAGAACAGAACUUGAUGAGCUGCACCAAGGUAGAAUCCCUUUAGAUAGUUUCUUGGCCUUUAUUUACGCUGAAUGUGUGCCGUUUGUCUCUACCUAUUUUGCGCUAUCCUUUUGAUUGUUAUGGAGCCAUCUGCUUCAGUGUGCAAAUCAAGAAUCCUUCAUUUUUCUGCCAAAUUGUUUCUAAUUUAUGUUCGACGAUUGAGCAAUGAUUUGAUUUUUGUCUUGUUUUUUCCUUCUAUUUUUGUGGGUGUUUUUUGUUACUCUUAUGUAAUUAGAGUUCUCAAUUUGUCUUCUAAUACUCAUCUCCUAUUUUCGAUGUAAUUUUCCUAUGUAACAGAAAUAAAACCAUACUUCUUUAUUAAUUAUAUCCACCACUUGUAUAA